CUUUUAAAAUUUCAUGCCGGCUGUUUUUAUUAAUUUUGGCAAACUUUAAAAAUGCAAGGCGACGUAUCUGGUGUGCGAAUUACUCCACCAAUCUUGGAGUUUUACGAUACAAAGCCAGAUAAUGUUUUUCAACUAACCGUAAAUGUCAAAAAUAUCAGUAAAAUCAGUCGAAACAUUAGAUAUUAUGGACCAAAGAGUCAAAAAUUCAGUAUUAAAGUAAAGAAUCCUGAUCAGCCAGUAGCACCAGGGUUAAGUGUUCAGGCUAUUAUAGAAUAUGAACCAACUGAUAAAAAUGAAGUUAAAGAUAGAUUAGUUAUUACUGUAGAUGGUGAUGUUAUUGAAGUACCUAUCAGGGCGUUUCCAUCACAGCCUGUAUUAGAGUUAGAAAAAAGUGUAAAUUUUGGUCACAUUGUAGCAACAAGUCGUGUAAUUGGUAGAGAAAUAGCAUUAAUAAAUCAUGGAUCAUUAACGGGACAGUUUAAAUUAGAAUAUAACGGGAAUAAACAUCUAUCCGCACAUCCUGCUAGUGGUUCCGUUCCACCGAAUAGUGUACAAAUAAUUAAGAUUGAAUGUGUUACAAAAGAACCUGGAAAAUUAGAUGAAACUUUUUCAGUAACGUUAGAAGGUCAAGAAGAUAGUAUAUUACGAGUAACAGGGAAUAUCGUCAAACGAUCAUUACAGUUAGUAUCUAUACAUGAUGAACAAACGAUAGAAUGCGUUAAAUUUGGAUCAACAUAUUAUGGUACGGAUAAAACAGAAUACGCUAUAUUACACAACAAUGGACCAGAAACUAUCAACUUUGUCGCCAUCAUGGAUGAAGAAGCAGAAGCACAGGAAUUGGGAGUUGAUCUCAGUCAAACAACAGCUGCUGCCUUGGCUGAAGAAUCAAGUAGUGGAUUGAGUAAAGGCAGCACCAAUAUUUUAACAUCAUUAAUAACAGCCAUACCCAAUCAAGGUGUUUUACGACCAUAUGAAAAAAUACCUAUAUUCUUUAGAUUCAGUCCAAGAUGGUACAGCUCAAAACAAGGUUGGAAAUGUCAAGUAACACCGCCACCAAGAAAAGAUUUUGCUUUGUUUAUGCGUCUACAAAUCAUUGGUUCAAAUAAUGGAAUAUCCAAUCAGAAAGAUGAUGUCGCUAGUGGCAACAAAGAUGGUUGUUUUGCGGAGGUAGCUCUAACAGGAACAGCAUUACCAGUGUUAUUAGAUAUUUCUCCAGCCCCAGUUUUUGAUUUUGGGGAAUGUCUGGUCGGAGAACAUGCAGAUGUUCUGUUUACUUUGAAAAACGAUUCCACCAUCUUGCCAGUAACUUUCCAGUUUAAAAGAAUUGCUCAUUUUUCGACUCAUCCACCAAGCGGCAAGAUUUCUCCUGGUCAGACACAAGAUGUUAUAUUCUCAUUUUCUCCACGUCAAGUUGGAACAUUUACACCCCAGCAGUUAGUUGAUGUUCUGGGUCAUAUUGCUGAUAAUCGUAACCCGACCUUGACCCAUCUUAAGGUCAUACAUGUUAUGGGUAUAAAGUUUAAAGGGACCAGUGAUCCCGUGGUAAUCAAACCAAGUCCACGAUUUAAUCCAGGUAUAACACCUAUGAUAAGUAAUGAAGUAGGUUUGUACGUAGAUGAGACAACAUUCGUAAAACUGGAUACAAAUAAACCUCGUAAUGCUCUUAUUGGUGCCAAUAAAACAAGACUACAUGCGUUAAAAUCAGCAACAACGUCCAGAGAUGAUGAAGAUGAUGAUGAUAGUCAAGUAAGAAUUGCUUAUCCCAACGAUCGUGCCCAGAGCAUCAGGCCGACAGAUAAACGGGAACGAUACAAGACAAUUUUUACAAAAGCUGAACGUCAUCAUUAUAUUGAUCCGGACUAUGCCUACACAGACGAGGAGGAAGAAAAUAUUCGUCAACAUUCCAAUAAAUAUCUGGAUUUUAUCAGAAACUUGAGAGAAAAUAGACUCAAUAAACAAAAACACAGUGAAUUUACCAAGACCAAUAACUCUGUUGAUAUAGGAUUAAAAUCAGCUGGUGGAUUACGUCCUUUUACCAUAAAGACCGAUCAUAUCAAACCAGAUCCACAAAUUCCUCCUCCACCAAAUGCCAACUGGAAGUUAUUAAGUGCUAAAGAGUUGAGUGAGAUCGAGAAGAUAGCCAUGACCAGAAAUGUGUCUGAAGGUCUGAAUGCAGUCCCUACCACACUACAAGAGAAAAAAGAUUGUUCAAAAUGGCUGACACCCCAGCAGUUACAUCAAUUAGUAAUAGGCCCAUCAACAAUAGAUUUUAGUAAAGUUUGUUUGAGGUCUGUUAGUCAGAAAGAUAUUGUUAUUAUCAAUAACUUGGAUCAGUUUGUACAUAUAGUAGCAGAGAUUGAUUGUAAAGAGUUACGACAGAGUAGUCCAUUAUCACAAGUUCUACCACCCAUGUCUAAAGCUGUAAUACCUGUUAUAUUCGAGUCUAGUAUACAGGGAACUUUUCAGAGGUCAGUAUUAUACACAGUGAAUGGAUUCUAUCAAGAUCAUGUGACCGUAUUAGCUGAGGUUGUACCGGUCUCAAUAGAGUUAUCUACCCAAAAUCUUGUUCUUAAACCAACCAUUGGUUCGCCAGCAGAUGCAGGUAUACGUGGUGUUAUUACAUUAUAUAACAGAUAUAAUCAUAAUGCUGAUUUCGGAUGGUCGCCUAAAAUCGGUGAAAAGGGCACAGCAUUCUCUAUUAGACCAGCUUCAGGAAGCGUGAAAGCUUUUAAGUCUUUAGAUUGUGAAGUAGUCUGGCAUCCAUCCUACCUGGCACCAUUAGAUGGAGAAUUUUCACUGGAUAUUAUCGGCGGUACGAGUGUUCCGUUACAGUGUUAUGCUGAGUUGGGUCAUUCAAAUGUACAUUUUGUUGAGCGUCGUAUUAUGUUUGGUCAGGUUCCUGUUAAUUUAUCAACAGUUAGAACAGCUCUAUUACAUAAUACAGGACCAAAUCAUGCUUACUUUCAGGUUUUAGAUCCGAAUCCAUUCCCAGGAUUAACAGUAUCACCUGUACAUGGUGUAAUACCAGUAGGUGGCACCACAGAGAUAAAAGUAGCGUUAACACCAGACGCGGUAUUAAAGUUUGAUACAAGGAUACAGAUUUCAAUCAAGGGAGGUAAAUGUAUUGAGUUACGAAUGGGAGGUACCGUGGAGUCACCGGCUGUUGAUAUUGAUCUGCCAUCUUUCCAUCUUGGUGGAGUUUAUUGUGGAUCUGGAACCCAAGUUCCCUUUAAAUUGAUUAAUAAGACAGUAACUAAAGCAAAAGUAGAAUUUGAUUUGACAAGAUUUAAAGAUUUUACUCUCAAUUUUCCUGGAUCACAGUCACAAGAUGAUUAUACCUAUCAGAUGAUGAAUCCGGGAAUGUACAGCGUCGGUCUUCGACCUGAAGAGGUUAUAACGGGGGAAUUAACAUUCAUGCCAAGAGAGGUUGCAGCCUAUGACUUCAUUAUGCCAGUGGUUGUAAAUCAUAUCGGAGCCCCCUCACCUGCUCCCACCCCCUUCCCCCCUACUCCAGUACCCUCCCAGAAGAACAGCUUGGAACACAUCAUCAACCCUCGACCUAGACCUGCUAUAGUUGUCACGCCAAGAAAGCAUGUGGUUGCCACGGCGUUGCGUCAGCCAUUACAGUUAUCAACUAAUCGUAUUGAAUUUAAUCUGCCGUCAAGUUUUAACGAUGUUACGAUGAAUACAGGUUUUGGAGGAUCCAAGAAUUUUGUAUUGGUCAACAACAGUGAUAAGAUGUUAAAAUGGGCAUUAGAUUUAUCCCAACCGUCGAGAGCGUUGGAUGAAGGUAUCUUGAAGUUCCUUCAUCCAACAGGAUUACCGUUUAUGAAGAGUGGAAGUGGUUGUGGUAUAGAAGGAGAAUUAGAUCCAGGAAAAACUCAGUCUAUAGUUAUUUUGUUCUGUCCCAAUGCUCCAGGUCGAUACGAGGCUGUCGUACCGAUUAUAGUUAAUGAGGAAUGGACGAAACCCUAUCAAUAUUUACAAGUUAUGGGGGAACUGAAGGCACCCAAGAUCUGGUUUGAUCCUCCUUCCCUGUGUCUGACUCCUGUUCCGUUACUAACAGAAAUAUCAGGAGAAUUUAAUCUUCUAGCUUCGCAAUAUAAAAAAGUGACUCCAUUAGAUGUUGAACUACCACAAGUUGAAUGUGAAGAUGGCAGCAAAAUAUCACCGUUAAAAAUAUCUUUUAGUCAAGGUCACGAUAUCCAGCCAUGUUGUGGUGACAGCGGUCAGAUGGAUCCUUGUAGUUUGAGAUGUAAAGUUACGUUUGUCAGUACAAAACCAAUCUCAUUCUCUCAACCAAUCAUCUUCAAGGAUACAGAAGGUCAAAGUUUCAAGAUAUUUAUCACGGCUACAGCUGAUAAUUGUAUUUUAUCGUGUUAUCCGUUUCUGGCUCUACAUCGAACCGAUCAUCAGAUCGUCUGUGAACAGGAUAUACAGAAUACUUGUUUAAAGAACCAGGCAGUAGCAGGGGAUGUGGCAUCAGGUGAGACAGAUGAAGCUACAGCAGAUGCCCAGGCUGUCGUAGAGGAGUGCGAGGCUGAAUUAGCUGAAUGUGAAGAGAGUUUAGCUGAAGCGUUACCAGCAGUAGAGGCAGCCUUGUCGGCUCUUAAUGCAUUGCCUAAGAGCGAUAUUGUAUUAAUUAGAUCUAUGAUCAAUCCACCUGCUCUAGUAAAACUGGUUCUGGAAUCGAUCUGUGUUAUUUUGGGUAUAAAACCAGAACGCAGACCUGUUGAAGGUCAGGCUGGAAAAAUGGUUGAAGAUUUCUGGAUACCAUCAAAGAAAUUAUUAGCAUAUUGUUUCUUGGAUCGAAUGAGGAAUUUUGAUAAAGACAAUAUUCCGUCAGGUGUGAUGAAACGGGUACGAGAAAAGUAUUUAUCAAACCCCGAAUUUGAACCUAAUUAUAUUAAGAAAGUUUCGGCAGCAUGUGAAGGUUUAUGUCGAUGGGUUCAAGCUAUUGAUCUUUACGACAAAGUAGCGAAGAUUAUUGGAAUUGGACCGAAGAAAGCCAAACUAGCAGAAGCAGAGAGUGCGCUGUCCACGCAGAUGGAGAAAUUGAACGCAAAUCGAGGUCAAGAACAAGUUGGCUCAGUACCUAAAGGACGUAGAAUUCAAGGAUCAAUUACUAGUGACAGUGUGGGUGAGGCCAUUAUUGUACCAUGUCAUACCCCACCUCGGUCACACAGUCGACAGAGUACCAGCGCAACCAGCUCCAACUUCCAGAUAUCAUCAUCGAGUUAUGAAUCGUCUAUUGAUUGUACAGAUGGAACGGAAGGGACGACACCGUUAAAUAGAGAUGGCGCCAUGAACAAACAACAGAUGGUUGUAGAACAAAAUGGACGACCGAUACAAGAAAUACCGUCCAGAUCUGUCGGCUCGGCCAUGUUCCCUGAUGAAGACACAGAAGAAGGUCAAUAUCAUACGGAAGUAUUAAUGGCUGUACAGAGAUGGUUUACAGCUAAUGGUUGGCCUGGUGGACCAUUUCCUAUACAAAUACCAUAUACACUGAGAAUAAGUUUGAGUAAAAAGAAAGACGAUGAGAAAAGAGGAGGAAGCUGGGAUACUACCAGCGUAAAGAAAGAUGUUAAAACUAUUUACGAUAUGAUCUCACACCUGAGUGGUCGACCUGUACCAGGUAUACCUGUUAACGCCUCGUUUCCUGCUAAUCCUGUUGAACGAGUUAAACAGAUCUACUGGCAACACUCUACGCUGCUUACAUUUAUCAGAUGUCAAGGUGGUAGUGUUUCGGGAAUAAGACCAGAACAUCUGAUGGAACUUGGUGACUGUAUUUUAUGGAAAGAACUUCAGGCCGAGAUAAAACGUGGUCUGUUACAGCAGGGAAAGACAGCAGAAGCAGGAAAUAUCAUAGAUUCUGAACCAAUUGAUGAUGAGGAUGUAUUCGAGGCUUUAUCGAAACGAGCUUGGACCGAUUUACUCCUACAGAUCAUGAAGUGUUUGGUUUUAGCCAAGGUGACACCCAGAACUUUGAAGAAUAUUGCUACACCUACUCCUGGCGUUACCAUGCCGAUUGUAAACCCAGACCCAUUGUGUAGUAAUAUUUAUUGUGUGGGAGAGAGAAUAAUAUUAACAUGGUUAAAUCAUCAUUACGAACAAUAUCGACAUAAAAUCUGGAAAAACUCUACCAAAGGUGGUGUUCCAGCAUCUCGAUGGAUCGUAAAUUAUGACAUGGAUUUAUUAGAUGGUUUAGUUGUCGCAUCUGUUCUUGGAGCUCAUCUUUCUUUCCUGGUAGAUGAUUAUUUAAGUGAUAUGUACACCCAUCCAUCAACAGCUGAACAAUGUCUUCAUAAUGCAUUAAAGAUUGUUAACGCCAUGAGGUUUGCUGGUAUUGAAUACGACAUACAGGCUAUAGAUAUCACGGAUCCUAAUCCUGUAUCCAUGUUAUUUUUGUGUAUGCAUCUAUAUCAGAAGUUACCCCAGUAUCUACCUAAAGAUGAUAUUGACUUUACUGGUUCUCUUCAUUCUACAGUUACUAGACAGGUGAAGUUAACAAACUCAAGUAAUAAAUCUUUAAACUACCAUGUUCUAUUGGCUGGUCGUGACGCUAAAGAUUUCCGCGUACCGAAAGGUGAUCAUGUGACCGUUCCACCAAAAACCACCUACCCUCUGUCUGUAGAACAUGUCAGUCGAUUCCUGAGACCUGCGGAAGCUGUUCUUGUUUUGGUUGGUCGACGUCAAGGAUCGACAACUGGUACAACGAUGACCUUUCAACUCCACACACAGAUAGAUAACAUCACUCCAUUGCCUUCCAGUCAUUAUCAGAUGACUAUGAAGACCGAAUCUCCAUGUUACGAACUUGAAAGAAUAAUUCUGGAUGUCACAAACCCUUUUAACGAAGGUGGAGAAUUCAAGAUUAUUCUCAUGGAGACGAACAUGGACACGUCAGAUCCCUCGAAACCUGCAGCAGCGUCUGUACUACUCCGAACGAAGGAUAAGAAGAAGAAGAAAGUUAAAGCUAAAAUAGAUCAUGGUCAGAAUCGUCCUGAAACGCCACCCACCCCUCCACCUCCAGUGAUCACAGACACACAACAACUGGCAAAAACAAAAAAGGAUGAUGAGGCGAUGACUUUGAGUGCUUUCUCCUCUCCUAUGAAAACAUUUUAUCUGGAAGCAGGAGGUUCAGCUGAGGUCCAGGUCGACUUCCUUCCAUUCUUCACCGGAGAUCGACAGUGUUCCGUGAUAUUCCUCAACGACAACAUAGGAGAGUUUUUGUAUUCCAUCGAAGCGAAAGCCACGUUACCUUUGCCGUCACCGCUACCAUUUUUACCCAAUCAAAACACGAUUAGGAUUAGCAGUGCGGCUCCUUAUGGUAAUGGACGUGGUUUACAAGGUGGUGAAGAAACUGUAAUAUAUUGGAAGUGUGAUUCCGGUCAACCAUUAAAACAGACGUUGUUGAUACCUGUAACUAACAUGACGAAAGAAAAGGCUUUAAUAUUAGCUGCUCAACAGAGAAUGUCAGAACUAGAGAUACAGCGACGCAGUGCUACAGGUACCCUGACUAGUUCCAGUGUAGCAGCUAAAACAGUUAAACUCCUCUCAUCAGGGACAUCAACACUCGCAAAAACACACAAAACAAGGAAACACAACUAUAACAAAUAUACAGUCGAAGUUGAUUCGGAAUAUUAUAAAAUACCGUCCUCGUUAUCAAUGCCAAGUCCUCUUGAUGCUCGGAGUCACAGCGCACCCACCAGCACUAGAAUACCACAAGGUAUUAAAAUAGAAGAUGGUAUAGUGGAACUACCUGUAACAUUUAAAGCUAAAACACCUGGACAUUAUCCAGCUGAGAUUAUAUUACGAGCUGUAGAUGAUAUCCGUGUUUAUCAUAUAGAAACUACCGUUAAUCCUGAUGGUAGUAUGGCGGAACUAGAGUUAUCUAUUCCCGUUAAUCAAUCACUAACGCAGAAUAUACCUAUCGUGAAUUUGACGAAUCACGAUUGGCCAUUGAGAGCUGAAAUAACUGGUGAUGGGUUUUCUGGUCCACCAUCACAUUUAGCCAAGGCAUAUCAGACAGCUCAGUAUCCCCUCGUAUAUAAACCAUUGUAUGAAACACCUGUAAAGGGUAAAUUAGUUUUAAGUAAUAUCGAAGAUGGAACAGAUCAUGUGUUUAUUUAUAUUUCAGGGUAA
Molecule: messenger RNA, 8142 nt
Organism: Patella vulgata (common limpet)
Lineage: Eukaryota; Metazoa; Mollusca; Gastropoda; Patellidae
Product: cilia and flagella-associated protein 47
Exons: 51
Coding region: 52-8142 (2696 amino acids)
Molecular function (GO): protein binding
Source: RefSeq, a predicted model, not a curated record